AUGACCCUUGAAGAAGUGUUGAAGUUUACUUAUUGGUGGUGCCGUGAUGUGAGACAAGAGGAAAUACGACAUGAGUUGAAUAUUGCCACUCAUACAGCAGUUGACUGGGAUAGCUUUUGUCGAGAAACGUGCGAAGUUACACUUAUGGAACGCGAACAUCCAAUUGGCGGUCCUGGCAAGAUUGUGCAGAUUGAUGAAAGCAAAUUUGGAAAGAGAAAGUAUCAUCGUGGACAUCGUGUGGAAGGUCAGUGGGUCUUUGGGGGGAAUCGAGGAGGAGUCAAGAAGAAGUUUUAUGGUAGCCGUGGAAAAAAGAGACGA
This is a messenger RNA of Paramuricea clavata, 318 nucleotides long. Lineage: Eukaryota; Metazoa; Cnidaria; Anthozoa; Malacalcyonacea; Plexauridae. The record is from the annotation of a GenBank genome assembly.